This is a messenger RNA of Bombyx mori (domestic silkworm), 897 nucleotides long. Its product is annotated as homeobox protein Hox-D3. The transcript is spliced from 2 exons. Gene Ontology annotation, molecular function: DNA binding; DNA-binding transcription factor activity, RNA polymerase II-specific. Gene Ontology annotation, biological process: regulation of DNA-templated transcription. The record is from RefSeq and is a predicted model, not a curated record. The coding region runs from base 1 to 897 and encodes 298 amino acids. Lineage: Eukaryota; Metazoa; Arthropoda; Insecta; Lepidoptera; Bombycidae.
AUGAAUACAAGCGACGGUGCGCCUCAAGUUCCUUCGACUUCAUCUUACAAUCAUCAGGAACAGUCUAAUCUAAGUUUUGCGAUGCCGGAAAACCCCGUUAUCAAUAACACAGAAGCACAACACAAAAACUUCAAACUUCAGCCACCGAAUCAACAGUCAUGCUUUAUUCGCAGCUCAAACGGAGCUAACGCGUACAUUAACAACAGCAUAAAUGCACAUAUGAACAUGUUAAAUGUUCCGACAUGGCCUAGACAAGGUACAGGUGUUCCGCGACUUGUGAAUCCAGCACAAACAUGGAACAACAUUGCUGUAAACAAAGUUAACAAUGGAGGCGCCAAAAAACCAAAGCGUGUGAGAACAGCAUUCACUAGCAAACAAAUGACGGAGCUAGAGCAAGAAUACACUCUCACAAAAUACCUGGACCGGGCACGUCGCUUGGAGCUGGCGGACAUUUUACAGCUCAACGAGAGGACUAUAAAAAUAUGGUUCCAGAAUAGAAGAAUGAAAGAGAAAAAGAUUUUAACGGAGCACCUAGAAGAGUCUGAAGCAACCAGCACAACUGCUUCUUCACCAGACUUAGGCCCGCUUCCAAUGUAUCACAACAAUACAUUCAGUGACCUAAUGCUUACUGAACAAAACCAACCAGCACAAUAUUCUUUGGUUGUGCCGAUGCAUGGACUACAAACGUUACUUCAACCUCAGACAGCAAAUGGAAUCGGUGCCAGUUCAACAGGAGCUCCCGGGACAGAGCUCCAACAAUUAACAUUACAAGAGUUUGAGGUUAAUCAGCCUACUGGAAGUUCAAUGCAAGCGAGCACACCACCCGUGCCGAAUUCCAAUAACAUGACGUGGGACUCAUCCUGGAUUCACAGUAUGAACACCGAGAGUGAAUAUUGA